Botrytis porri is the source of this 1866-nucleotide messenger RNA. RefSeq lists its product as uncharacterized. The record is from RefSeq and is a predicted model, not a curated record. Lineage: Eukaryota; Fungi; Ascomycota; Leotiomycetes; Helotiales; Sclerotiniaceae. Bases 1 to 1866 code for a protein of 621 amino acids. The transcript is spliced from 3 exons.
AUGCAAUUUUCAGUCGUUUCUAUCGUCUUUCUUGCCUCAAACUUUGUGAAGGCUGAUUUCAUAUUCCCUCAGCCAACGAGUCAAAUUUUCAUCGGCCUUCCAACUCGGAUAUCCUGGUCUACCGAUCUAGUCACUGGCCCAGUCUCUUUGUUUCUUGUUCCAGCAGGGGUGCAGGAUACUAGCGCUUCUAUAUCUGCUAUUGAGACUCAAAUUCUAAAUGAUGGAAUGUACCAAUGGGUUCCACGCGGCACCCUAAAUACAGCGGAGUCAUAUUUCUGUAUACUCAUGGUCGAUUCUAAGGAUUUUAAAACAGUAUCUGGUAGCUUUUUCAUAGUUGGCCUGCAAUCUUCUCAGCCGGGCAGCGAGCUUCGCAGAAGAGUCAAUAGCUUUAAAAAAUCAUCAGACAGUGGCAAUAAUGAAGGGUACGAAAAAUCCAAUUCAACAGAAACGAAAACGGUAAAGUCAAAGAGUAAAGCAGCUUCGAAUUCUGUGGUACUGGAAACUGGUUUGCCAGCUUGCAGCCCUGUAGUCACAAAGACCACAAAUCUGUAUGUGGGCGCUACGAACCGGGCUACUAUUAAGACGAAAAGCUCAACUGGAUUGGAAUCAACCGGCACUUCGGCACCUUUGUCCUUUUAUCUUGAUAGACGGUCUACAGAUAUCUCCGGCUUGUCUAAGCUUAUGAGCCUGGGUUCCAAAAGGUCUUCCGCGUCUAAUAGCACAUCCGGCUCAAAGUCGACGUUCCAAAAUUCUGGUUCGAAACAUAACCAUGGAUCAAAAUCUUUAUCUUCUUCGUCUUUUGAAGCUGGACCCCAAAAAAGCUAUGACUCACAAUCCUCGUCUAAUUCUAGCUCAGGAAAGGGCUCUAGUUCGAAACACUCAGCAACUGACUCCAACUCGAUAGGCAACUCAGGCUCAGAGUCUUUAUCUUCUGGACACGAAUCAAAAGGAACUAAAGAUUCAUCAGGAUAUGAAUCUGGGUCUAAAGAAAGCAAUGAAUAUGGACAUGGACAUGGACACGGAUCUAGCUCUAACUCUAACUCUGGCCAUGAAUCCAACUCUACAUUGGAACAUACCUCUACACAAACUAUUUGUGCAUUGGUAACUUCUACAACUAUCAUAUAUGUGUCGUCUAGUAAAAAUACUCGGAAUCAUGAGACCAAGACAUACACAUCCAACAUCGAAAAGACCACCUUGAUACAGACUACUGCAAUUUUCAGCACCGCCUCUGAAUCCCUCUUUUCUGUCUCCAUCUCGGCGACUCUGGCAUCGACCUCCACACUUGCAGUCACAACGAUUUCCCUCACUGGUAUAUCCACAACAGCAACAAGUAUAGUUCAAACCACUCAAAGCUCUCGUGUCUCCGAGAUUUCUCGAAUUUCGAGUCUUGCGAAUUCGGAGCCUAUUCAAUCUAUUCAAUCUACCCCCCUAUUCUCCGCCUCGAUUAGCAUUCCCUCAAUCACCCAAGCUACCACUCCACCCUCUGUACUCACUACUCCAGAGGCCGCAACUGUACCCAGCUUUCCCAGUAUCCGCAGUACAGAAAAUUCAACGAGCACAACACAAACAAACCCAUCCAACACAGAUCCACUUACCCCGUCCCCACCCCAAACCACACCCUCCCCCCUCCUCUCAUCCCAAACUCAAACCACUCCUCCCCCCAUAACACUCCACCCCAUAAUCCUCACAACCCUCUCCAGCUCCACCACAUCAUCAUCAUCAUCUGCAGUAUACAAUCUCACGAUUCAAAAUGGAUCGGGAACGGCGCUGCCUAUUUUUACUGGGGGUGGGGGUUUGUGGUAUGGAGGUUCGAGGGAUGGAAUAAUAAUUGGGGUGGUGCUGGGGGUUGCAGGGUGGAUUUUGUGA